Nicotiana tabacum (common tobacco) is the source of this 1943-nucleotide messenger RNA. NCBI's taxonomy places the organism in Eukaryota, Viridiplantae, Streptophyta, Magnoliopsida, Solanales, Solanaceae. The record is from RefSeq and is a predicted model, not a curated record.
AUGUACGAGAAUGACUCAUCCAGUCUUUGUCCAAAACAAAAAUAUUCCUAAAACUAUGCUAAGGCUACCCUAUCUUAGUUUACGUCUGCUGCAAUGAAAAGACUUCUUUAUACAGAGAUAUUUCUGUCUCCUCUAUAUAAAGAUUGGAGGCCUCAAGUUACUUCCUUUUUUCUUUAUUUUAUUCCCUAAAGUUGUUCUCUUUCUACAUCUACUUAGAUAAUUCUUGAUUUUCUUCCUCCUAAUUUGAGAUUUCUGACUUUGGGUCUAGUCUUGAUUAUCUCAGAAGAGUGACCGUUAGGAGCAAAAACAAAGUGGGAAUUUAGCAACUGAUGGAGGGUUUGGCAGCAUAUACAGUUGUUGUGCUUGUUCUAGCUUUAGCUAUCGUUGUAUCUGCGGAGAAAAUUCCACAUGAGGCUACUUUGAGCAACAAUGGAACAACUCAUAGUACGGACUCAUAUUACUUCUUUGACCUAUUCAAUCUUCUUCAGAAAAUGAGUGAAAUGCAUUACCACCAUGUUUGGCCUGAACUGGAGUGUGGUUGGAGAGUAAUUGUUGGUUCAGUAAUUGGAUUCUUUGGUGCUGCUUUUGGGAGCGUAGGAGGCGUUGGAGGAGGCGGUAUCUUUGUUCCCAUGCUGACUUUGAUCAUUGGAUUUGAUCCAAAAACAUCAACUGCAAUAUCAAAAUGUAUGAUCACUGGUGCAGCGGGUGCAACUGUAUACUACAGUCUUAAGCUGAGGCAUCCAUUGCUUGAACUUCCCAUCAUUGAUUAUGAUUUAGCUCUUCUUUUCCAACCAAUGUUGUUGUUAGGUAUCAGUAUUGGAGUUGUACUAAAUGUAAUUUUCGCCGAGUGGAUGGUUACGACCUUAUUAAUCAUUCUUUUCUCAGCUGCAUCAACAAAGGCAUUUUUCAAAGGUGUCGAGACAUGGAAGAAAGAAACUAUUAUUAAAAAGGAAGCAGUUAGGCGCUUGACAUCUAAUGUUGCUGGCGGCGAAGAAGUUGCAUACAAAAUUAUACCUGGAGGUCCAAACAAUGGUUCUACUAAUUUCACAAAUGAAGUAUAUAAAGCAACUGAGGUCUCAAUUUUUGACAAUAUGUAUUGGAAGGAUAUCUCUAGACUUGUUGCUGUCUGGAUCAUAAUCCUAGUUCUGCAUAUCUCCAAGAAUUAUGCACCAACUUGUUCAACGACAUAUUGGAUCUUAAACCUCUCUCAGGUCCCUGUGGCUGUUGGAGCUUCAGCAUAUGAAGCAGUUUGCUUGUAUAAAGGAUCAAGGACGAUUAUGUCAAGCGGAGAAACAGUGAUAACAUGGAAAGUGCAUCAGUUGAUUCUUUACUGUUGCUGCGGCAUUUUGGCUGGUAUAGUUGGUGGUUUACUCGGUCUAGGUGGAGGAUUCAUUUUGGGUCCAUUGUUUUUAGAGCUAGGAAUUCCUCCCCAGGUAUCAAGUGCCACUGCUGCCUUUGUUAUGAUAUUUUCCUCCUCCAUGUCCGUCAUACAAUAUUACCUGCUCAGACGCUUUCCAGUACCAUACGCACUGUAUUUUAUUGCUGUGGCCGGUAUUGCAGCCUUAGUAGGGCAGCAUGUUGUACGAAGAAUAAUUAGUAUAGUGGGUAGAGCAUCUGUGAUUAUCUUCAUUUUAGCCUUCACAAUCUUUGUGAGCGCUAUAUCAUUAGGUGGAGUUGGCAUAGCAGACACAAUUAAAAAGAUCGAGGAAGGUCAACAUAUGGGGUUUGAUAAUAUUUGUGCAUAUAAUUAAUGUUAUUAAUCCUCAGGCGAAAUUUUUGUAUUCCACAUUUUGUUCCUAUAAUUCUUGUAUCAAAUGUUGAUUUUAGAGGAAUUUAGAUGUUUGGUCACUAUUGAUGUUCCCUUUAGUCAGCUCUGUGAUUAUAUAGCCAUAAUACAAUAUAUAAGCUUGUUAUGCAAUCAUGAAGAUUUUUUGCUUCUCAAA